Messenger RNA from Entrophospora sp. SA101, 321 nucleotides. NCBI's taxonomy places the organism in Eukaryota, Fungi, Glomeromycota, Glomeromycetes, Entrophosporales, Entrophosporaceae. The record is from the annotation of a GenBank genome assembly.
AUGAAAAAAAUUCGAGCUCAACACAAGAGCUACGGAAAUGUAGCAAUUAGAAAAGAGCAGACUGUUCGGCUCCAUGGUGCAGUAGAAUGUGUUCAUCCUCGAUGCCCGGCAAGAAGGAUAAAGUAUACAACACGAGGAAGUGAUACAAAUGCAGCUGCAAACAUCACUUUAUCUGGAGCAUCAAUCGUCUUAGCUGCUGACUUUCAACCCCUUUCUCCUUUUUACCGCAAUGCUAAUCACACAAGGCAUAACCUUGCAAAUGAACUCCUUUCAGUCAUGACGCCAGAACUGGUUCCUCGUGACUUCAUUCGUGAUGAAUGA